UGUCACGGCGAUGUUAUGAAACUUCACCCAACAGGCGCUAGUAGUAGAACUGCUUCUCAAGAUGGUAUCCAUUAUGGAGGUGCACAGGCUUCUUACAAAAUGUUGGACAAUGACCUUGCAGAAUUGAACAAGAGAAAAUCAUGUUAUGUACAAGCGGGUACAAACAACUGUGUCCAUCCAGCAGUAAUCGCUGCCGUUGCCAGCAGAGAAACAAGAGGUGGUAAGUUAUUGUAUAGAACUGGAGGCUGGGGAGAUAAUCACAGAGCUUGGGGUAUUAUGCAGUGUGACUUACACGCAUCUGGUCUUGGUUCUCAAUGUACUAAAUAUGGAUGGGAUAGUUGUGCUCACAUAGAUAUGAUGACACGAGUCAUCUUAGUUCCAUAUAUGGAUCAAGUUAAAAGAAAACACCCAACUUGGUCUGCUGAAAACCAACUGAAAGGUGGUGUAUCAGCCUAUAACGCCGGAGUAGGUAAUGUAGGCACCGUAGCACGUAUGGAUAUUGGUACAACUGGUAAUGAUUACAGUAAUGAUGUAAUUGCUCGAGCACAGCGACUGAUAACAUCACAUGGAUGGUAA
Lottia gigantea (owl limpet) is the source of this 576-nucleotide messenger RNA. RefSeq lists its product as hypothetical. The annotation marks the transcript as partial. The record is from RefSeq and is a predicted model, not a curated record. The transcript is spliced from 5 exons. Gene Ontology annotation, molecular function: lysozyme activity. Gene Ontology annotation, biological process: peptidoglycan catabolic process. Lineage: Eukaryota; Metazoa; Mollusca; Gastropoda; Lottiidae.